Molecule: messenger RNA, 1634 nt
Organism: Trifolium pratense (red clover)
Lineage: Eukaryota; Viridiplantae; Streptophyta; Magnoliopsida; Fabales; Fabaceae
Product: probable protein phosphatase 2C 43
Exons: 6
Coding region: 129-1634 (501 amino acids)
Biological process (GO): protein dephosphorylation
Molecular function (GO): protein serine/threonine phosphatase activity
Source: RefSeq, a predicted model, not a curated record
UCCACAUUCAUAUUUUGAUCUCCACAAACUUCAUUUUCUCUAAUCACAUUUUCUUCUCCUAGUUUGAGUCACUUCUACAACCCUUGAAUACUUUUCUUCUCCCCAAGAAGUGAAACUACAAUAUCAUCAUGUUUCAGUGGCUUACAAAUUUACUAUGUGCUUGCACAACCAACACAAGCAAAAACACUGUCGACAUUAAUGAAUUUGAUGAAGAUCCUUUAGGGUGGUCGCGGGACCUGCUAGAACAACAAUUGGGCGAAUUCUCCAUGGCUGCGGUUAAGGCAAAUGAUGUUAUGGAGGAUCACAGCCAGCUUGAUGUUGGCAAGAAAGCACUCUUUGUUGGAAUUUAUGAUGGCCACAAUGGUGCUGAGGCUUCCAACUUCUUGAUUACUAAUCUCUUUGAGAAUCUAAUCAGGAUUAUUCAGGAGAAUAAUAAUAAUGUAUCUGAAAAUAUUCUGAGGCAAGUUGUCGCUGAAAUGGAGGAAUUGUUUAUGACUGAUGUUGAAGAGGGUAAUCAACAACGGCCAGAGCUAGCUCUAGUAGGUUCAAGUUGUCUGUUUUGUAUGGUAUGGAGAGGGAGGCUAUAUAUCGCUAACGUUGGAGGCUCUCGUGCUGUAAUGGGCUCUUUGGAUCCAUUUGAUAGAUUCAAUGUUAGGCAGUUGGUCGAAGAUCACAAUGCUCGUAACAGGCAUAUUAAAAAAGAACUCAAGAAGUUGCAUCCAAAUAAUCCGACUAUUGUGACAUAUAAUUUUGAUGCAUGGCGUGUUGGAGGCAUAAGUGAAGUAAGCAGAUGUAUAGGAAAUGCAUAUUUGAAGCGGGCACCAUUCACUCUAACCUCAUCCUUCCGAGUCCCACAGUUGGAACUUGCACCUUCUGAUUUUACCCGACCUUUGCUAUCAGCAGAACCUGCAAUAUCUUCAAGAGUCUUAAAUGACGUCGAUAAAUUCAUUAUAUUUGGAUCUGGUGGACUUUGGAAAUUGUUGUCAAAUUGGCAAGCAGCUGAAAUUGUUCACACCAAUCCACGAGAUGGAAUCGCGAAAAGGAUUUUGAUGACUGCUCUACAGAUUGCAGCUAGAAGAAAUAAUAUGAGCUAUAGUGAGCUUUCGAAGAUUCAUGAGACAUGGUGUUGGCGUAUUCAGCGGAAUAAUAACAAUAUGAAUAUAAAUAUUCUGAUGCGAGCUGUUGCCCGACUUGAGAGAGCUUUUUUGGAGUCUGCUGGAAGAAAUGUUUUUGUUAGUUCAGGUUGUUUGAUUUGUUUCAUACGGAGAGGGACAUUAUAUGCCGCCAACGUGGGAGACUCGCACGCUGUACUCGGUUCUCUGAUGGGAGAUAUUCAAGAUCUCUCUGAUGACAAAGGUUCAAUCGAGACAACUAGAUGUAUAGGAUAUGCAUAUUUGAAGAAGGAGAUCAAUAUCAAUGAAAGCGAAAUCCCAUAUUGGUAUUCGCUAGUAAUGACGGAUGCUUUAUCCACCACGGUAGCUCCAUUAUCCACCACGACGGAUGCUUUAUCAAUCUCUUUUAUCCUUCGACAAGUUGUCAUAAGUUACAUAGCCAUCUUCUUGUUAGGUAUCGAGCAUUUUUCUGUAAAGCUAGUAAUGAUAAUAGUUAUUGAAUUUAAUGAGAUGAAAAAUUAG